Amoebophrya sp. A25 is the source of this 3053-nucleotide messenger RNA. Lineage: Eukaryota; Dinophyceae; Syndiniales; Amoebophryaceae. The record is from the annotation of a GenBank genome assembly.
AGACGCUGACGCAGCCGAUCUGUGACCUUGUCCCCCUUAGGCCCAUUUUUUUACCUCCACUUCCUCGUCGAAUGCAUCCAAGUAUCUUUUUCCCCACAGCGUCCCUUUGUUAGAUAGAUUCUACGAAGUACCCUGUAAGUAGAUGAAUUAUGAAGUAUCUAUCGACACCUUGGUUGAUCAUUGAUUCGGUUGUAUUCACAUUAUGUCGUGUCGCAGCAUGAUCUAGAGGACCUAGAGGCACUGUGCACUCAACUCGAGUAGAAUGCACCUAAGGCAUCGCUAGCUGUAGCUACAUCAAGAAUAAAAUGCGUAGGUCGUCGUGUGGGUAUGUGAGUAUCGCCUCAAAAAUUGACAGCGUAGAAAACACCAUGAAGGAGCAUCAAAAUGUCGUGGUCUUCUUUACCUCCGGCACAGAGUGACCCCAACGGUGCACCUCAACUAGAACGGGAGCAGAAGAAUCUUGCUUCCACCGGAGAUAUCGUUUUGCGACACCUGUCCUCCGAGUCCGAACUUAACGCGAGUACGACCAACACGCAUGAUCGACCGGUACAACUUCCGCACAUGAUAGCAUCGGGUUCGUUCUUAUCAUCAUCGUCGAGUCAUCCGGGUCAUCCUAACACUCAGUCCCACUCUCAUCCCAACUCUUAUCCUAAUAUGGUGGAUCCAAACAACACGAGAACGAGUCACCAGAGCCAGCAGCACCCUUUAUUAAGGACACUUGAGAAAAUCCAUCUUCCCCAGCAUCAAUCUUCUUCCCAACAUCAAUCGAAGAGAAAACAUCCGACGCAGGAUGUUGAGCAAGAUGGAUUUUGGCAAGCAGGUCUAAUUUUCGGUGGUGUUAAGCGGGGUUGGGAGCAACUAGAGGAGGAUCCGGAGGACGUCCGGAUGGAGAAGAGGCUGUGUAUUGGCCUCCAAACCCUCUCGACUCGAGAUGCAGAAGAACGAAGGGCAUUUGGUGUUCGAGGAGGUGGAACUACAUUUGAUACUGGCAACAAGGGACUAGUGAUAGGAGGACAUGCACACGAAGUUGUAGUCCAUCAUCAGCAGGAGCCCAGGAGCGCACUAACGACCCCAAAUGCUAAUGAAUUCGCUACCCCCAUCGAAAAUUCGAAUCCAUACAGUGAAAUCAACAGCACUCUGAGGGCUUUACACUUUUCAUCGUCCUUGUCUUCUCAAGCAGUUGCGCAGGACCGAGGAUGGGCGUCUUGCGGAAAAGGAGGCUUGUACGCAAAUGGCGUCUACGUUUCGUCAGAUGACCCAAAUGCAAAUUAUAGCUCUCUAACAACGCCUACGGCGUACAAUUUACUGACAACCUCUGGUGGUAGUUCCUCUUCUUCUUCUUCGUACACUUAUGGUGGCAUGGCACUAAGUAGUAGCAAGGGUGGAGGGAGCCAUCUACAUCUUGGAGGAGCACAUGAUUAUACUCUCGGAGGAGUCGGAGGUGGUUCAGCAUCUUCAAGUAGAACUAGUAGUUACCCUAGUACCUCCGACCAAACAGGUGCUGCUUCAACUAGAAGUAGUACGACGUACCAAAGUGGACCAGCAGAGACAUUGACGAAUUUCCAGCGACCCGAUGUGAUCCAGUGUACUCAUGGCCCCCUCGGCAGUUGUCUCCAGUGUUUAGAGCAUCGCAAGAUCGUUCAAGUUCCCUAUUACAGCUGUUUCCUGCUUUACAGUCACAUUUUCCAGUCUCUUGCGUUGCCGAAGGUAGAUGCUGGCGAAAACGUAAUUCUGGGGGGAGGAGGAAGAGAGACUGGAGUUGAUGUAGCAUCAACAGCGGCUCAGUUCGGUCUGCGUAGUCUAGUAGCAGGUGAAGUUACCUUCGCGAGCUUCGUGCAGAUGUGUGCGGUUGUAGCGGAAGAACACAUGCUUGGGUCCUCGUUGGGAGGAGGUGCUGACAACAGUAGUACUAGAAGAACCUCCUCUACUCCGCCACCGCGUUUUGUCGACCUUGGAUCUGGGUUAGGAAAAGCGGUGAUCAUCUGGGCUUUAUUGUUUGGGAGAAGGAGUAGUUCUAGUAGUAAUUUGGGAAUGGGACUGGGAGGCUCCUCCACUUCUUCAAUGCAUCCUCCACUUCUUCCGCCUACGAUACAACCAGAAGAAGAGCCGCCAGCCGGACCCUCUACGUGUUGUGCGGUAGGUGUCGAAAUCAGGCAGCUGGCGCAUGAGAUCGUCCAGCAGAGGGUUCUACCACACAUCCCGAAAGAACUGCAAGCGCAAAUGCGAUUCCUACAUGCGGACUUCUUUGAUUAUGAACGGACGUAAAAACUAAGUAUGAUGUCAUGGUGGUACUGCUAAUUUCAUGAUGGACAAAACUAGAACCUCGUUCCGGAGCUGUCUCUGAUUAAAUUACCCUUUUCUCUUUUCAUCUAUCUUCCCCUGGUCUUUUUUUUUUCUAGUUAGGUCUGCUCCACCCCAAUUAUGUCGAGCGUAGUAGAAUUGGAAACUUUAUCCGUUUCCACAACGUGCAGUCAUGCAUGAUAUAUUCCGUUUCCACGUGCAAUCAUACGUGAGAUUAAAGUUUCCACGUGCAGUGAUACAUGAUAAGUAGGUUCUCCUCUAACCUCGCACCAAUCUCCACGAAGCCGAUGUGGUCCUCGUGAACGGAACGGGGAUGGAUCAUAGUGGGUUAUUCCAGAGAUUGAUGGAAAAGCUGGGCCGCGAGCUUCAUCCUGGCGCGAAGAUAAUAUCUCUGUCUCUCGAAUUUCCUAAUGACCGUGUAUUCCGCCAGUUGAUUCCGCCACGCGUCUACAGAAUGAGCUGGGGAAAUUGCAAGGUGUACUUUCAUCAGAAGAUAUGAUGUGGAUGUGAUGGUUAUGUUCAACAGUUGAUGAGCAUCACGUCAUAGAAGGAACUUCUCUUACGCAUUACCGACCAACUAAGCUGAACUGAGCUAGGGGAUUUGACUGAGCUAUAAUAGAUACAUACUCCUGGGAUGAACCUCAUGAGAAAGAAAACGUUCCGCGGACUGAGCUAAUACAAAAACUCCUGGCCAACAUCCACAUCCUCAGAGAGUACCCUCUGAGAAAGAAAACGGCUAAAAUGAGAACAGG